Solanum verrucosum is the source of this 830-nucleotide messenger RNA. Its product is annotated as dof zinc finger protein DOF3.4. The record is from RefSeq and is a predicted model, not a curated record. Lineage: Eukaryota; Viridiplantae; Streptophyta; Magnoliopsida; Solanales; Solanaceae. Gene Ontology annotation, biological process: regulation of DNA-templated transcription. Gene Ontology annotation, molecular function: DNA-binding transcription factor activity; DNA binding. The coding region runs from base 52 to 774 and encodes 240 amino acids. The transcript has a single exon.
UUGUUCUUCUCAGUUCUAAAAACAAAACAGAGCUACAACAACAACAAAAAAAUGCCUUCUGAUGUGAGUGACCGAAGAGCAACCAAACAACAGCAAGGAGGUGCACCGGCUCCGGAGCCGGAGCAUCUUCCUUGCCCACGUUGUGAUUCCACCAACACAAAAUUCUGUUACUAUAACAACUACAAUUUCUCUCAGCCACGUCAUUUCUGCAAAUCGUGCCGCCGUUAUUGGACGCACGGCGGCACUCUUCGUGACAUCCCUAUUGGUGGUGGAAGUCGUAAAAAUGCAAAACGGUCCCGUACAAUCACUACUAACUCCAUUAACAGUAGCUGCUUGUCCUCCACGCUCUCUCCUCGCGACUACCAUCACGCGCCUAACCCGUCACACGUUUCCCCUUUUUUGGUUCCUCUAACUGCCGAUCAUGGCGGUUCACUACCGUUUGACGUGAAGCCGAGUGUGAACAUGUGUGGGAGUUUCACUUCGUUGUUGAGCAAUGCUCAAGGGCCUGGUGGGCUUUUAGCACUUGGUGGAUUUGGGCUUGGAGUUGGGUCUGGAAUUGAAGAUAUGGGCUUUGGUCUUGGUAGGCCCAUUUGGCCAUUUCCUGGAGUAUCACAUAACAGUGUUGAUAAUAACAAUAAUGGUGCUGGAGCUAGUAUUUUUGGAAGCACGUGGCAGCUUGCUAGUGGUGGAGAGGGAGGCUUCGUUGGAGCUGGAGGAGAAAUUUUUAAUUUCCCAGAUCUUGCUAUUUCUACGCAUGGAAAUGGUAUGAAAUGAUUGCUUUUAGGGGAAUUACGAAUUGGAUUUUGUAACUUUUAGGGGUACUUGUGUCU